CAGUUCAUUUGAAUACGACUAGGAGCACCAUAAGGCAAUGUGAAAUUCAUAAAGAGCCGCUUAUCCUAUUAUAGGAUUGAAAGUACGAGAGCUUUAAAAACAAACAAAUCAGGUUUUACAAGAAAUGCUGACAAAACUUGGUCCAUAUUUCGAAAAAAAAAAAUAAUCUUACUACUGUGAAUUAGGUUUUCUCGAUAAGCGAAUUCCCGAUUCACACAACACUGAUCGUUAUUUCUACCCGAUCGUAUACACACUUCCUGGAAUUGCAGUUGCUGUUGUUAUUAUGUCAUUAAAUUAUUUCAUAACAGUAAAAAAUUGAUAGAUUGAAAGAAGAAUGAGCGAUGCAACGAAUGGACCAGAGAGAGAGGAAACUAACGAGCCUAUGAUCUCAAUUGACAAUGCAGACCCGUCAGAGGCCGAUACUGCUGCAGACCUGCUAAAUCACCAGAAAAUUCCUCCGAGGCAGAAUUUCAUAAAGAGUGUCACCAUUGUACAAAUCUUCUCUAGUCUAUCAAUGGUUCUAUCAAUAACUAUCAGUAUUGCAGCCAUAUUGCUCUCGGUUGGUAGCACCACAGAUUACAAUCAGCCGGACGUUAAACAGCUGUACUGUGUACCAUGUGAGACAUUGUUCAACUGUUUGUCCCGUGAACACCCGCAGUUGAGUCAGAUCUCUAGGCACACGGAUGCUAACAAUACUGAGCAGUGCUGUGCCCACAAUAGAACAGAGAUGAAAGCUCUAUCCGAAAUGGUUUUACAUUACAUGUCUUGUUCACGGAGAGAUCCCAACUUCGGAGCUGCUGACUAUAAUCUGAAAUUCGCAACUGACGAGCAUAAUCCUCUGUUAGAACAUAAUCGUUACAUGGAAAUGCUCGAAACUGGACUUAAGAUCACCGAGUCUGGGCUCUACUUGGUCUACUGCAGCGUCCACUUCAAGCCGGACUCAGCGGAGCCUUGCAAAAAUUUCGAAUACAAGACCUGGAGUGUGUUCGUCAAGCGACACCGGCCCUCGAAUGAUGCUCUCUCAGGCCCUAUCCUGACAGCCACACACACCUGUUGUGAUGAAUGUGUGAGAGAACAGGAAACAGUGUACACAGCGGGUGUGUUUAUGAUGCUAAAGCAGGACUUCAUUACAGUGGAUGUGUCUGGAGAAGGGCUGGUCAGCUACAAGCCUCAAUCCACAUAUUUUGGUGCAGCCCUCGUGUGGGCUGAUACGGACACUGACUCGAAUCUGUUGGACCGUUGGUGCACCAUGCAAGAUUUGUUAACCGCUUUCCUCCAUGAUUUCUCUAUGAUCAGAACGAGAGAUUAAUGUCCAGAAGUUUUUGUUUGUUUAUCACAGUGUUGAUUUUGUUGAAUGUAAAGAAUUAUAACGCAGCACGGAGUGUGACUUAGAACCCUCCGAUGUCAACUUGUCAUGAAAGGUACACUGAGAAUAUAGUUCUGGAUAA
Messenger RNA from Biomphalaria glabrata, 1448 nucleotides. RefSeq lists its product as uncharacterized. The record is from RefSeq and is a predicted model, not a curated record. Gene Ontology annotation, cellular component: membrane. The transcript is spliced from 9 exons. Lineage: Eukaryota; Metazoa; Mollusca; Gastropoda; Planorbidae. Gene Ontology annotation, molecular function: tumor necrosis factor receptor binding. The coding region runs from base 335 to 1309 and encodes 324 amino acids. Gene Ontology annotation, biological process: immune response.